Messenger RNA from Protopterus annectens (West African lungfish), 2766 nucleotides. Its product is annotated as C-type lectin domain family 2 member B-like. Bases 397 to 948 code for a protein of 183 amino acids. NCBI's taxonomy places the organism in Eukaryota, Metazoa, Chordata, Ceratodontiformes, Protopteridae. The transcript is spliced from 6 exons. The record is from RefSeq and is a predicted model, not a curated record.
GGCCUUUGUUGAUAAAAUAUAGCAGAGCGCUACUAAGUAAGAGAUACUGUUAUACAUUUUUAAACAAGAUGGACCUCAGAUGCCUGUAGAAAUUUGAUACAGUUUCAUUUUGAAAUGCAUAAGAAAUAAUAAAUAUCACAAUAGAAGAAAUGAUCGUAUAACCCUUGAUGUCACCAGCAAAUCGCAAAAGUAGACCAGCUACUACUAGCUCUGGCAGGCAUUUAGAUGGGCGCACAAACGCCCAGUUACUGGUAUAGCCCCAGAAACCACUCGCAAACAGCAGUAUACUUUUUUUUAGAACAUUAUUACGUAAUAUUCAUGUCCCCGCUUUUUAAUUAAUUUAGCAGACCAAUUAACGGUGCGGUAGUACUAACAUCGUUGUGCUUGCUGAAGAAAAUGGGAAAGUCGGAGAACGCAGUACCAUGGAAAAGUUUGUGGUUCAAGGGACUUCUUUUGUUGGUAGUUGUUUUUGGUGGGUUGGCAGUAGUGAUGACGAUACUUCUAACACUGAAGUCUGCAGGAGUGUCAAACACCAGGGAAUGGCUUACAGCUAAUGAUCUGUGCAGUGAUUCAGGAGUUUGUGAAUUAUGUCCAUUUGAGUGGAUUGGAAAGGAUGGAAAAUGUUAUUACUUCUCCACUGAGGAGAGAGACUGGGACAGUAGUGAGCAGUGGUGUUCUUCCAAUGGUGCUCAUCUUGUGCUGAUAAAAUCUGAAACACAAAAGGAAUUCAUAACAAAAUGGUGUUCUUGCAAAGCAUACUUCAUUGGACUGAAGUGGAUUAAAGGAGACUGGACUCUGAUUGAUGGAACCCUACCUGACAAAAGCUUGUUCUCGUUGACAGAUGGAAAGAGUGGGGAUUGUGUUUACAUAGAAGAUGGCAAGCUUUUUUCUGGUUUAUGUAUCACCAAAAGGAAAUGGAUCUGCAUGAAAAAUUCUACGCAGAGUUGACAAAAUGAAAUCUUAACACUUAUGCCUAACUUAUGCUUUGGAGCUAGAAGCACUUAAGAAGGCCAAAGCCUAUAGUCAGGCUUACAUUUGAAGUAAAGGGCCGUAUUUAAUAUGCAAAUACCUGUUGACUUUCAACUAUUUGAUUCUAAGAUUUAAUUUUCUAGAAUUCUAUGUUUUUUUCUGCAAGUGUAAUAUCCCUUUUCCACAUCUCUCAAGAAGCUUCCUGGCCUUAAUUUGCUGUGCAUCUAUACCCUACAUAUGCCAUCACUUAAAGGGCAUUGUCAUCUUGCUUUACAUUUCUACCAAGGAAGAUUAACGGUUAAAGAAAUGCUAUUAACUUGAGUUACCAACUAUGGCUGCCCUUAAUACUCUUGUGCUCUUUAUACAUCACAAGCAACUAAUUAACUUGCAGAACUACAUUACUUGCCUGGUUUCCUUUUAGUUAUUUUGUUUUCUCUCCAAAUGCUACUAAUAGGUUCAUAGGUAGGUACUAGACUAUUGGCCCCAGGGCCUACAUAAGCCUAGCCAAAAAUGUACCGUCUUUCGCCACCCAAGAAAAUUAUUUCAUUUAAUUUGUUUAAAAAGUACAAUGUACCACUUGUUUUUCAUAGAUACUAUUUAUUUAUUUUAUUUUACAUUUGUUGACCGGGCUAGUCUGGCUGGAUACAUGUCCAUUUUCAGCAGAGGCCCGAGGAGAAAAGCUCCACUAAAUACUAAGUACAUUACAUAAACAAAUCAUUACUUUAAAAAAUAUCAAAAAUUGGAGUUAUAUCAACCUAAUGACUGAAGAUCAUUUCAAAAGAGAGACAAGUUUCCAAUAUGUAGUUUGUUGCAAGAUAACAAAUUGUACAUAAAAUGAAUAUACUUAAAUCUAUACAGUGAAAGGAAGAGAAAUGAGAAAGGAAGAGAUGAAAAGAGUGAAGAAGAACUAGCGUAUGAGGAAAAGGUUAGUCAGGUGUACUGCAGGAACAAAGCCAAUGAUUUUGGUAGUACAGUUUAAUUUUCUGUUUGAAUUGUGGCAGGGAUGUGGUCAGAGUUAUGUCACUAGGUAAAAGAUUCCAAGUUCUACCUAUUGUGUUAGUGAAAAGAGAACCACCUGCUGUGUUGUUUGCCCUUAUUGCUUUUGUCAUGAGUUUAUUAGAGGAGCAAAGUGAGUUAAGGUUGUUGUAAGGGAUUAGAAGUUGAGAGAGUAUUGGGGUGUUGUCAGGAAGGUGUAAUAUGUUGUGAGCUAUAGUGAGUUGAGGAAUUAAAAGGUAGUUUUGAAAUUCGAGCCAACCAAGUUGUUUUAGGUUUAUACAAUGGUGGGUUCGGAAGGGGUUGCUGGUGGCGAAGCGAGCUAUGUUGUGAUAGCAAGUUAUAAGUUUGUUAAGAUUGAUUUUCUUAAGGUUUGUAUAAAUGGGGGAAGCAUAAAGGAGAGUUGAUAAGAGGUGAGAUUGAGCAAUUUUUGUUCUAGUUGCUGGGGUUAGAAAAGGUUUGAUACGAUAUAGGGAUCCAAGUUUUCUGUUAACAAUCUUGAUGGUGUUAUUAAUGUGCUGUUCGAAGGAGAGAUUAUAGUCAAUGGUUAUUCCUAGCAGUUUUGUAGUUGGGUCAGGUGAGAUGAUAGUGCCAUUAUUUGAGGAGAUGGUAAAGUUUAAAGGGGGGGACCUAGAGGUGGGGGAGAAGAGGAGGAGUUUAGUUUUAUUGGCAUUAAGUAGGAGAAACCGUCUGGAAAACCAGGUUUCUACUGUGUUAAAGGUAUUUUGGGUCAGUGAGCUCAGUUCAGUAGAGGGAGGUGCUGAGCAGAUAAGGGUAGAAUCAUCUGCGUAUUGUAUGCAGGUU